ACACUAACCAGUUUCACAACUCAAAAUCAAAUUGCUCCAAAAUCACUUUGCACACAGAAACUGUUUGCGAGGGAAAAAGAAAAAAAAAAGUAAAAAAGAAACAUAACCUCCCAACUAACUUUUCCUCUCCAAACGACAAAACCACAAAACACAAACAAGAAAGAAACAUGUUUUCCAAACACAAUGCUCCAAAACCACAAGAUCCAAGGCUCAAGGCCAUCACUGAAGCCAUCAGAGUCGUUCCUCACUUCCCCAAACAAGGGAUAAUGUUUCAGGACAUAACGACAUUGUUGUUGGAUCAUAAGGUUUUUAAGGACACAAUUGACAUUUUUGUUGAUCGUUACAAAGACAUGGGAAUUUCCAUUGUUGCCGGAGUGGAAGCUAGGGGAUUCUUUUUUGGCCCCUCAAUAGCAUUAGCCAUUGGUUCAAAGUUUGUUCCUUUGCGCAAACCUCGAAAGCUACCAGGUGAAGUAAUUUCAGAAAAAUAUGAUCUAGAAUAUGGAAGUGAUUGUUUGGAGAUGCAUGUUGGUGCUGUGAAACAUGGUGACAAAGCCAUUGUUAUUGAUGAUUUGGUGGCUACUGGUGGAACUCUAUCUGCAGCAAUUACUCUCCUAGAACGUGGUGGUGCUGAAGUAGUGGAAUGUGCUUGUAUCAUUGGUCUGUCUCAUUUUAAGGAUGAUUGCAGCGUGAAUGGCAAACCACUUUAUUUCCUUGUGGAACCGCGUCUUCAAUAAGAUUUUUGUUUCCGAGAUUUGAUUUUUCAUUAUUAUUCUUCGGGUGACACACAAAAAACAUGAUUCAUUGGAGAAAACAGAUACUUCUCUCAGCUGAUUAUUAAUAUAUUCUGCCCCUUCACAAAGAUAUCUUCAUGGAAAAUUUUGGCGGUUUAUAGGGGUAGCUUCAUGGAAGUCCAUUAUAUUUUUAAAUGUUUUGUUUUAUG
Messenger RNA from Arachis ipaensis, 940 nucleotides. Its product is annotated as adenine phosphoribosyltransferase 5-like. Gene Ontology annotation, cellular component: cytosol; cytoplasm. Gene Ontology annotation, molecular function: adenine phosphoribosyltransferase activity. The record is from RefSeq and is a predicted model, not a curated record. Gene Ontology annotation, biological process: adenine salvage. Lineage: Eukaryota; Viridiplantae; Streptophyta; Magnoliopsida; Fabales; Fabaceae.